Messenger RNA from Gigantopelta aegis, 3433 nucleotides. RefSeq names its product L-gulonolactone oxidase-like. Gene Ontology annotation, molecular function: D-arabinono-1,4-lactone oxidase activity; FAD binding. Gene Ontology annotation, cellular component: membrane. The transcript has 12 exons. NCBI's taxonomy places the organism in Eukaryota, Metazoa, Mollusca, Gastropoda, Neomphalida, Peltospiridae. Bases 1 to 1368 code for a protein of 455 amino acids. The record is from RefSeq and is a predicted model, not a curated record.
AUGGUUUCUGACGUACGGUCUUUGGGAAAGCCAGGCCACUUCUUCACGAACUGGGCGACUACGUAUUCCUGCAAACCUGAACUCUACUUUGAGCCAGAAACCACUGAUGAAAUACGACAGGUUUUGGUGUUUGCAAGAGAGAAGGCCAAAAAGGUGAAGGUCGUUGGAUAUGGCCACUCCCCUUCUGACCUGGCAUGUACUACUGACUACAUGAUCAGUCUCAAGAAAUAUGACAAAGUCUUAAAGGUUGAUAAGGAGAAGAACCAGAUUAAAGUCCAGGGUGGGUGUAUGAUCAAGGAUCUGAACAACAAAGUCUUCCCUGCACUUGGACUCGCUUUUCCAGUGUUAGGAACAGUGUCUGAAUUGACAGUAGCUGGUGUUAUUUCAACAGGGACCCAUGGCACGGGUGCAAACUAUGGAGUUUUCUCCACACUGGUUGUGUCGAUGGAGUUAAUGACAGCUGCUGGGGACAUCUUGGAGAUAUCGAAUGAGAAGAACGCGGAACUCAUGCCUGCUGUCACUCUGUCUCUGGGCUCGCUUGGGGUCAUUCUGACCGUGACCUUGCAGUGUGAACCCGCCUACAAGCUACACCUUGUACAGUACCCCCUCAAGCUGAAUGACGUAUUGGAAAAUCUGGACGUUCACGUGAAGUCCUCAGAUCAUUUCCGUUUUUUCUGGUUUCCACACACAGAUAACGCUAUCUGCUACCAUGCAAAUAGGACAACCAAGGAACAUUUUGUGAAGACUAGCUGGGUGUGGGAGAUGCUGGUUGGCUACUAUCUGUUGCAGCUGCUCUACUGGAUAAGUACUUUUAUUCCGCAGUGCGUUCCCCUGCUGAAUCGAGUAUUUUUCCACCUGAUAUAUGGUUCUCGUCAGGAGAAGAUAGACCGAAGUGACCAUAUAUUUAACUUCAACUGUCUGUUUAAACAGUAUGUCAUGGAGUGGGCAAUACCAAGAGAUAAAACUGCUGUUGUGCUGUAUGAUCUCAAAAACUGGAUCACAGCUAACAAAUUCCCAGCUCACUUCCCAGUCGAGGUUCGAUUUGUCAAGGGAGAUAACCUCUUUCUUAGUCCAGCCUAUGGACAGGAAGCCUGCUUUAUCAACAUCAUCAUGUACAGACCGUAUAACAAGUUUGUAAAGAAUGAGGAAUACUGGGAAGCCUUUCAGAAGAUAGUAGCCCAGGUUGGUGGAAGGCCACACUGGGCAAAGGAUCACAAGUACAAAAGGGAACACUUUGAGAAGCUGUAUCCCAAGUUUGGAGAGUUCUGUAAAAUCCGAGAGAAACUGGAUCCUAAUGGGAUGUUUCUGAACGCCAACCUGGAUAGAGUGUUUGGCAAGGGGACAUCAUCAGAUGUGUUACAAGUAUAGAAAAUAUACUAUACUAUUGGGUUGUUUGUUAAAAACGUAAUUCAAAAGCAAUCUGAUUAAAAUUGGCUUCACUGGUUAAUUACUAUUACCUGUGGAUCUAACAGCAUCCCAUAGGAGCUCAUGUCCAGUUGACGUUCAUUUGACCAGUCAAAACCUUACUUGCAGAAUAAAGUCCGUGAUUUGAAAAGAAUUUGAAAACAUUUGGAAUUAUGCCAAGGGCAUUUUAAAUGAUUCGGGUGAAUUACAAAGUAUGCCGGAAACUAAUUUGAAUAUAAAAUUUAAUGUUGAGCUUUCAUUUCAAGACAAAAAAUAAAUGUGAUAGUAUAGCCACAAUCCAAAGUUUAUUACUGCACUUUUCCCCCCACAUUUUUUUAAUGUUGAAAUAGGUCAACAAGUUCGCCUAUUGCUUGAGCGACAUUCUAAUUGAAUUGGAACUCGGCUAUAUGAACCACGACCAUAACAGCUGAGGACUGCAUAUGUAAACUUAAUGCAAAAUGGUUAUUAUUAUUUAAUCCUGUUGCCAAAGAAAUGAAUCGGCAUUCAGCCAUACAGUGUUAAAAUAACUAUCAUUAUGUUAAACACUAGUAAUUUAAAUUGUAGGGCCUACUAAGGCCUCAAACUUUCUUUUCAUACAAACUAAAAAACACCCAUAAAAAAAAUAAUAUGGUGGUAUAUAUAGGACACAUUUUUUUCUUACUUUUAGAGAUACUGAACUUUGACUUAUAUAUCAAAAUCUAGACUUGUUUUGUUAAGUGUUUCACUUAUUAUCUUGAAAUGUCGGCAUAUUAUCUCAAGAUUUCGACUUCUAAUGUCAAGCUCUCAACCUGUUAUCAUGACUAUAUGCCACUGAAGGUACGUAUGCACUGACGAGAUAAUUAUAGCAUUCGACAAUAUAAUUUGACAGGUCAAGAUAAUAGGUUCAGCCCUCAACAUCAAGAUAAUAAAUUGAGAUUUCAACAUAAGGCCCACUUUCCUUUAACGUGCAUUUUCAUAUCUACAUUUUCAUAAUUUGACGUCAUCAAAGUACUUUACGGCACAAGUAAACAUCGAUCGACGUUUUUUUUCUGCACAUGCUGAAUGCACACUCGACUUGUUAUCUCGAGCUCUCGACUUCUUAAGCACAUUACUGAUUAUCUCAACUGCUCAACUUGUAUCUCAAGCGCUCGACACCUCGAGUUAUAUAUAUUGUAGUUGAGCAGUUGCCUAACCCGGCAUGUAUGUAUUGGUAUGGUUCAUGGUACAGUGGCCUCAUAAAUAGUCUUGCCUGAUAUUUUUAGAAUUUGUGUGCUCCCAAAUAACAUUAUAAAAGGCGAAAUGUGAUUGGUUGAUAUUUAAAUUAUUAUUUACAAACAAAAUGUCACCUGGACAUGGGGAGUCCACGCAAUGCUGUUAGAUCUACUGGUAGACCAGUAGAGCUAAUUUUAAUCAAAAGCUACAUUCCUGCAUUGGCGUAGCCAGGAUUUCAUUUUGGCAGGGUGAACUGCACUGUCUGUGAGUCAUGCUAUGGGUCAACAGAAACAUAUAAAAGGUGGUGGUGGUGGAAAAAACCCAGUACAUUUGUGCCAUAUUAUUGUUGUUUUUAAUGAAAGGUAUUUUCAACACAAAAAUGCAUUUAAAUUUUACUAUGAAUAUGUUUUUAGCGAGUAUUUACAUUUCCAUUUGCAGAAGAGAAAACUUAAGUUUAUAGCUAGUCAUGCAAUGUUUUGCUCUCUUCUUUUUUUUCUGAAGCUAAUUUUGCAAAUUUGGUGUACUGCAUGUAGUACAAGUGGGUAAUCUUUCACAACAAAAACUUCCAACACUAAAAUAGAAAUACCCUCAAGCCUUGUUGCUGGGUUGUAUAAUAUAGCACAAAUUGAACAGAAGUCACAAAACUUUCUUCUUACAUCAAACAAAAAUGAAAUCAUUUACAAGAAACCAUUUUUGUAGGAGGAUGAGACGGACUAUAGUACAUGUGAUGUCAACACUUCCUUGUAAUUUAUUACAUACCUAUUCAAUCUUACUAUAAUGAUAAAGACAUUUUCAAACUGUGUAAUAAAUUUAUUUUGUAUUACACAUAUGUGCAAUC